AUGGAGGAGGAAGCUGGGGGGGCGCCGGCAAUGCACAGGUCUACUGCCUCCAAGAACUUUCACUUUUAUCACAUGGAUCUGUAUGACUUUGAAGACAGACUGCAUAUCUUCCCAGAAGAAACCACUCGGAUGAGAAGAGAAGUAGUCCAAGCUGAAAUGACCAGUGAGCCAAGAGGGGCAGCGAAAGGUAAGCCUCAAAAAGAACUUGAAGAGGAAGUGGAUGAACUUGUCCAUUUAUAUGGACUUGAAGAUGAUCACGAAUUAGGGGAUGAGUUUGUUGAUGAAAACAUGCCCAGAAUAGAGGUUUCAGAAUAUCCUCCUUAUGGGAUGAUGAGGAGAGAACCAGCCGGGGAGCAGAGAGACUGGAGACUUAGUGGAGAGGCAGCUGAGGCAGAGGACCCAGGCUUCGGAAGGUGGGGCUCGGCAGGCCAGUGCCAGGACUUGCGGGAAGCCUAUAGGUACACACGUGGCCGUGCCAGUGAGGAGUAUGAAUGCUACGUCAUCCCAGAGGAGGAGGAUGAGGAAGAAGCUGCUGACGUCUUCUGCAUCACUUGCAAAACUCCAGUAAGAGCUUUGGAGAAGGUUUUUGAUGAACACAAAGAGCAUGAGGUGACCCCACUCAAUAAAGCACUGGAAAUCGCCAAGGAUGAAAUUCACAAAAAUAUGUACAAAUUGGAAAAGCAGAUUAUCGAGAUGGAAAAUUUUGCAAGUCACUUAGAGGAGGUUUUCAUCACUGUGGAGGAGAAUUUUGGAAGACAAGAACAAAACUUUGAGUCACAUUACAAUGAGAUCUUGGAAACACUUGCUCAAAAAUAUGAAGAAAAAAUACAAGCUCUAGGGGAGAAAAAGAAAGAGAAGCUGGAAGCCUUGUAUGGACAACUGGUCAUCUGUGGAGAAAACCUUGAUACCUGUAAAGAACUGAUGGAAACAGUAGAGGAGAUGUGUCAUGAAGAGAAGGUUGAUUUCAUCAAGGAUGCUGUGGCUAUGGCGGACAGACUUGGAAAAUUCCUGAAAACAAAAACAGACAUAGAAAUCUCUGCGCAGCAUGACUUUGAAGACCAGACCUUGGACUUCUCGGAUGUGGAGCAGCUGAUGGGCGCCAUUAACACCAUCCCAGCUCCUUCUGCUCCAGUGAUAAACCCGCAGGCUCCCAACUCAGCCACGGGUUCCUCUGUCCGGGUGUGCUGGAGCUUGUACUCCGAUGACACAGUGGAGAGCUAUCAGCUGUCCUACCGGCCAGUGCAGGACGGCUCGCCUGGGAAGGACCAAGCAGAGUUUAUAAUGACCGUCAAAGAAACAUACUGCUCAGUGACAAACCUUGUGCCAAAUACCCAGUAUGAAUUUUGGGUCACAGCUCAGAACAGGACUGGCCUCAGCCCUGCCAGUGAGCGUGCGGUGUACAUGACAGCACCUUCUCCCCCCAUCAUAAAAAGCAAAGAGAUAAGGAGCUGUGAAGAGGCUGCGCUGAUUUGCUGGGAGUGUGGGAACCUGAAUCCUGUGGACUCGUACACAGUGGAGCUGAGCCAAGCAGCAACGCCAGAAGCCUCGGGGGUCACCGAGUCUGUUGUGGGCAUCCCGACCUGCGAGGCCCUGGUGCAGCUGCAGCCCCGGCAGAGAUACAUGAUCUACGUGCGAGCCCUCAACGUGGGGGGCCCCAGUGCAAGGAGCGAGCCUGCUACCGUCCACACCACAGGCAGCUACUUCCACCUCAACAAGCACACCUGUCACCCCUGGCUGACCAUUUCUGAGGAUGGGCUCACAGUUGUACGAAGCGAAAAGAAAACCUCUGCAGGGGAGCCGUUCCCCAGCAACACCCGGUUUACCAGGUGUGUUGCUGUCAUGGGAAAUCUAAUUCCAGUCCGAGGGCGCCAUUACUGGGAGGUAGAGGUGGACGAGUGUUUGGACUACACAGUGGGCGUGGCCUUUGAAGAUGUCCCUAAACAGAAGGACCUGGGAGCAGACUGCUUCUCCUGGUGCCUGAGGCACACAUUUGCGUCAUCAAGGCAUAAGUACGAAUUUCUACACAACAAGACGACUCCAGAUAUAAGAAUAACAGUUUUCCCAAGGAAGCUUGGCAUUCUAUUAGACUAUGAAAAUUCAAAAUUGUCAUUUUUCAAUGUUGACAUUUCUCAGCAUCUAUACACAUUCGGUUGUCAGUUUCGCCAAUUUGUGCAUCCCUGUUUUUCUCUGGAAAAGCCCGGAUGUCUAAAGAUACAUAAUGGCAUUUCAAUGCCAAAGCACGUCACUUUCUAUUAG
Diceros bicornis minor is the source of this 2256-nucleotide messenger RNA. RefSeq names its product fibronectin type III and SPRY domain containing 2 (gene FSD2). The record is from RefSeq and is a predicted model, not a curated record. The transcript is spliced from 12 exons. Gene Ontology annotation, molecular function: protein binding. NCBI's taxonomy places the organism in Eukaryota, Metazoa, Chordata, Mammalia, Perissodactyla, Rhinocerotidae. Bases 1 to 2256 code for a protein of 751 amino acids.